GCGUUCUCUUGUUAAAAAACGCACCCUAUUCUUCUUAAAUCUGCAUCGCAUUUGUUCUUCCUGCAGAAUCUCUCUCUAAAGGACCAGGGAGAGAGUGGGAGAGAGAGAGGGAGAGAGAAUGUUCCAUUCUUCCUCGAAGAAGGUAAACAACAGUACAAAUAUGAAUCCAUCGCACCACGAAAACCGAGGCAUGUCAGCAUGUGUUCAAGGCGACUCCGGCCUGGUUCUCACCACCGACCCUAAACCGCGCCUCCGCUGGACCGUCGAGCUCCAUGAACGCUUUGUCGAUGCGGUUACUCAGCUCGGCGGACCUGAUAAGGCGACACCGAAGACGAUUAUGAGAGUUAUGGGUGUGAAGGGGCUUACUCUUUAUCAUCUAAAGAGUCACCUUCAGAAAUUCAGGCUCGGAAAACAGCCCCACAAGGAAUUUAGUGAUCACUCCAUUAAAGAUGCUUCUGCUUUAGAACUCCAGAGGAAUUCUGCAUCCUCCUCCGGAUUGAUGGCCCGUAGCAUGAAUGAGAUGCAAAUGGAGGUGCAAAGAAGGCUGCAUGAACAAUUAGAGGUGCAACGACACCUCCAAUUGAGAAUUGAAGCUCAAGGGAAGUACAUGCAAACAAUCCUGGAGAAAGCUUGCCAAACUCUUGCUGGUGAAAACGGUGAAAACAUGGCGAAUUCCAGCUACCGGGGAUUACCUGAUCAUUUUUCUGGCACAAAAGAGUAUGGCCAUCCCCUCAACUUUCCUUCGUUUCAGGAUCUUAACUUAUAUGGAGGUGACCAACAACUUGAACUUCAACCGACCAUGGAUAGAUCAUCCUCCCUUGAUGGCUUUAUGUCGAACAAUGAAGACGACACUUGUAUUGGCAAAAAGAGGCCUAACCCUAAUUAUACUAGUGGGAGCGGCAAGAGUCCUAUAAUUUGGUCAGACGAUCUUCGUCUGCAUGAGCUAAGUGGAAAUGCAGCUUCGUGUGUUGGAUCUCAAGAUAAUGAUCAUUUCAAAGGUGAUCAUGAUCAGAUUCAGAUUGAAGGUGGUGAUAUGGAUUCCGUGGCUGACAUAUAUGAACGAAAGCCCAUCCUUGGCGGAGUGUCUAUUGAUGAUAAGAAAUUUGAUGCAUUGUCUAAAUUAGAAAGGCCUUCGUCCAGAAGACCUUCUCUGCAACCGGAAAGGAUGAGCCCUAUGAUCGGUGGUGGCAUAUCACGAGGAACUUCUCCGUUUGGGUGAAACAGUACUACUAAACGAGUGUCACAACAUAUAUACGAGAAAUUAAUACUUGACUUUACCUAAUUACAUGUUCUUGGAGAUUCUGUCAUCCGAUGGAGUCUCAAGAUGCAAUUUAUCCGGAAGGGGGUUUUUUCAAAGCAUUUUAUACAUGUUGACGUAACUGCAAUAUUGGCUUGCAUGGGUAUACAUAUGAGUGUAUGAGAUCAAGUACGUACUAAUGCAAUCUGCAUCUGCAAUUAGGACUGUGAAUGAUCAGACUGCUGUUUAACUCUCAGCUAUAUCAGUAUUUCCUAA
This is a messenger RNA of Daucus carota subsp. sativus, 1513 nucleotides long. RefSeq names its product myb family transcription factor IPN2. Bases 119 to 1219 code for a protein of 366 amino acids. The transcript is spliced from 6 exons. The record is from RefSeq and is a predicted model, not a curated record. NCBI's taxonomy places the organism in Eukaryota, Viridiplantae, Streptophyta, Magnoliopsida, Apiales, Apiaceae. Gene Ontology annotation, molecular function: DNA binding; DNA-binding transcription factor activity.